AUGAGUGCAGACGACUCGUUUACUCUCGCGAUGCAGCCACCGGGCCCUCGGAUCGCUCGAGCUGACCAGCAGCAGCGCAAACACUCCAUCUUCCGCGACGGCCUUCAUGUCCGGAUAGCAGUCUUCGUCGACGAGCAGCGGUGUGCGGCAGAGAACGAAGUCGACGCCGACGACGAGCGUAGCUGGCACUGGGUCGCAUACGCUGGUCCAGGUAGAGUGCCAGUAGGCGUUGUGCGUCUUGUCCCGCCUCCCCAUGAGGGCCAUCAGCAUGAAGGUGGAGAAGGAGGGGAAGAAGAAGAAGAGCAUGAGAGAAGACCGUUUAUCAAGAUCGGCCGGCUUGCUGUUCUUCCAGCGUAUCGAGGCAAGGGACUCGCGCGGCUGCUGGUCGACACGGCGCUGGGAUGGGCGGCGGAGCAUGCGGUGGAGGUCGGGGCUGGAUGGGACGGCCUGGUGCUGAUACAUGCGCAGACGGACGUCGAGGCGAUGUACGCUCGUCUGGGAUUCAAGACCGACGAGAGCAUGGGACGGUGGGUGGAAGAAGGCAUUCCUCACGUUGGGAUGUGGAAGAAGCUGUGA
This is a messenger RNA of Microsporum canis CBS 113480, 576 nucleotides long. RefSeq lists its product as hypothetical. Gene Ontology annotation, molecular function: monosaccharide binding; glucosamine 6-phosphate N-acetyltransferase activity. Gene Ontology annotation, biological process: UDP-N-acetylglucosamine biosynthetic process. The coding region runs from base 1 to 576 and encodes 191 amino acids. Lineage: Eukaryota; Fungi; Ascomycota; Eurotiomycetes; Onygenales; Arthrodermataceae. The transcript has a single exon. Gene Ontology annotation, cellular component: endoplasmic reticulum; endoplasmic reticulum-Golgi intermediate compartment; Golgi apparatus. The record is from RefSeq and is a predicted model, not a curated record.